This is a messenger RNA of Leucoraja erinaceus (little skate), 5550 nucleotides long. It is a transcript of the gene tcf19l, whose product is annotated as transcription factor 19 (SC1), like. The coding region runs from base 208 to 1521 and encodes 437 amino acids. Gene Ontology annotation, biological process: regulation of gene expression. The transcript has 3 exons. Gene Ontology annotation, molecular function: protein binding. Lineage: Eukaryota; Metazoa; Chordata; Chondrichthyes; Rajiformes; Rajidae. The record is from RefSeq and is a predicted model, not a curated record. Gene Ontology annotation, cellular component: nucleus.
UCCCCCCCCCGGGUUUUGAUGACGUAGUGCAUUGGUGGGGUCGGGGAGCGCGGGUUUUGAUGACGUAGUGCAUUGGUGGGGUCGGGGAGCGCGGGAUUUGAUGACGUAGUGUAUUGGUGGGGUCGGGGAGCGCGGGUUUUGAUGACGUGAGGGCGGCCCGGCUCCCGCCCGCCCGCCAGCUGUGGGACAGAGACAGACAGGGCGACGAUGCUGUCGGAGGUGCAGCCGUGUCUGCAGCUGCUGCGGAUCGGCCCCGGGCCCCAGCCCAGCCCCGGCCCCAGCCCCAGCCCCAGCGACCUCUACACCUUCCUGCCCCGCGGGCAACGCUGCACCUUCCGCCUGGGCCGACAGGCCGACCUCACCGACCUGCGCCUCAGCUCGGGCCGCGCCGACCAGCUCAUCUCCCGGGUACACGCUGAGCUGCAGGCCCACAGGAGCCCGGAGCCGGCCGGGGAAUGGACCGUGUACGUCGUGGACAGGAGCACCAACGGUACUUUUGUGAAUGAUGUCCGCAUACCCAAAGGAGAAAGGACGGAGGUGGCGGAUGGAGACACGGUGACCUUCGGCCACCCGGAUGCGGCGAACAUUCCGGAGGGUUGUGUGGCAAGUCAGCAGGACUCCGAGUUUUACUUCCUGUUCCAAAAGGUCCGGGUGCGUCCGGCGGACUUUGACGCCAUAACGCUCCCCAAGGUCCGGGAGCAGAGCGGAUUCCGGCCCGUCCGCUCCACGGACAAGUGCAUCUCUCCGCAGGGCGCCAGGAUCCGCAGCUUCACCGAGGCGCCAGCGGCCUCGCGGGCCACGCUGAUCCUCAACUCCAUCGGCAGCAUCAGUACGCUGAAGUCGCAGCUGCCCCCCUUCCAGUCCGAGUGGGGGGGCGGAGACGCGAGGGGGAUCCCGGGCAAGUUCCGACGCUUCUCCCUGGACGGGCGCCGCCCGAGCGACUCCGCGGCUGCCGUUGCUACCGUCCCUACCCCAACGCGGCCGGCAGCCAAACACAGGCGGAAGACGGUUCACACUGUCCUCCCCGACAUCGAACUGGAGGAGGAGAUACAGCGGUUUUCGGUGGAGGUUCAGCAAAGUGCCACCAGUCGCCGGCACUGUAAGUCCGAGUCUGACGUCGACCCUGAUCUCCUACGGCAAUUGACUCUGGGCGUUCGGGCACUGACGCCGCCCGGUCCAAAGCCAACGGUCAAGAAGCACAAACUGGAGCACAGUGCUCAUAUUCUCCGAAGCCCGACGGAUAAUGCCCACCUCACCCCCACUGGGAAGAAGCGGGGGAGACCACGGAAGCACCCUUUGGGCAACGUUCCCCUUGGCUCCAAGGUGACGUGUCAGGUCUUCAGCCGCACGCUGUACUCUGCCGAGCAAUGUGCCGCUGAGCAGUGCCAGCUGCCGCAGGAGGACACCCUGGAGUGGGUGCAGUGUGAUGACUGUGACGCUUGGUAUCACACGGAGUGUGUGGGUUGCAACUACUCUGCCAUGAAGGAGUCAUCGGCGGAGUUCCACUGCGGCUGCACGUAAUGGCCACCCGGCGUGCGCCAAAAGACAAAAUAUCCCCCACACCCACCCACUGCCCGCCCGCCGCCUCCCAGUCGUGCUUUGCCUUCAAGCUUUGUCAGCUCGAGUGAAAACGUCAGUGAUCUGCAAAGUCCCUUUAUCCAUCAUUUCCUUCCAGCGAACUCCACACUUUAAAAGGGCCCUCGCGCUUAAACUGGAGACGUGCUGGCCACAUUGCGGGCACUGACAGCGGAACCCGACGAGCAAAUUGAAACAAAAAGGCACCAAGUGCUGGAAUAACUCGGCUGGGUCGGGCAGCAUCCCCGGAGAACAUGGGCGGACCGGUGCUUUUUUGAGUCGAACCUUCCUGGGACUGAAAUGUUGCAAUUUUGGUUGGUUUUCUCCAAAGGGGGACUCUACUACAUUUGCCUCUGUGGUUGUAUCCACCCAGACGAAGCCUGUAUGGCAACCCUCAGACAUCAGCACGGUCUUCAAACUUUGAAAAAUGACUGUGAAGAUCUGAGGAAUUUAAUUUCUUUGGCUGAAUCGGGCUAGAUCAAAUUGCCCGCAACUUUCUUAAUUCCGUUUACCAAAACUUUUUUCAUGCCACAAGAUUAACGUUCUGAACACAUCUUUAAACAGAAAGAGGGAGCAAGCGUUACUUUUGCUGAAUUCGGGCCAUUAUGGACUAAAGGGCCUGUCCCACUUGGCUGUCUUUCGCAUGCCAUUUAAGCGACCUGCUAGCGUGUGGGUAGUGCGGUGGCGGGCGCAUGGAGUGGCGUGGAGGAGUGUGUACUUCGUCCUGCACUAAAUCUUCGCCCGCCAACGGCCUGUCGCGUAACUGACGGCCAAAGUGGGACAGCCCAAGACCCUGGCCGACGCAACGUCUCACCUCCAACAGCAGCAGAAGCAGGCAUACGAUCGCCGAGCUCGGCCUGAGGCUCACGGCCGUUGCUGAUCCGGAUCAGCUCCUACUCCCAGAGCGGGGCAAAGAAAAUUGAAAAUAGACACAAAAUGCAGGAGUAAAUCAGCGGGGCCGGCAGCAUCUCUGGAGAGAAGCAAUGGGUGACGUUUCGGGUUAAGCCCCUUCUUUCCGACUGAAGAAGAGUCUCGACCCGAAACAUCAUCCAUUCCUUCUUUCCAGAGAUGUUGCCGGUCGCGCUGAGUUACUCCUGCAUUUUGUGUCUAUCUUCAAAUGACGUCAUGCGCUCCAGACGGCUGUGCGGACGCAUGAUGAUGCGCGCGACUCUCACGGGACCGUCUCACUACCGGCCUGUCGCGUAAAUGACGGCCCAAGUGGGACAGCCCCUUAAUUGUUUCCUUAAAGGGACAGAACCAUGGAUGUUGCAUUAAUCUGGCUGCAAUCUGACAACUUAGCUAAUUGCAAUAGCCUUUGCUAUUCAUCUACGUCUUCAUAGGUGACAGGCGAAGAAUUAGGCCAUUCGGCCCAUCGUCCAUUCCUAUUCAAUCAUUGCUGAUCUAUCUCUCAUUCCUAACCCUGUUACAUAGAAACAUAGAAAAUAGGUGCAGGAGGAGGCCAUUCGGCCCUUCGAGCCAGCACCGCCAUUCAUUGUGAUCAUGGCUGAUCGUCCCCAAUCAACAACCCGUGCCUGCCUUCUCCCCAUAUCCCUUGAUUCCACUAGCCUCUAGAGCUCUAUCUAACUCUCUCUUAAAUCCAUCCAGGGAUUUGGCCUCCACUGCCCUCUGUGGCAGGGAAUUCCACAAAUUCACAACUCUCUGGGUGAAAUAGUUUUUUCUCACCUCAGUCUUAAAUGGCCUCCCCUUUAUUCUAAGACUGUGGCCCCUGGUUCUGGACUCGCCCAAUAUUGGGAACAUUCUUCCUGCAUCUAGCUUGUCCAGUCCUUUUAUAAUUUUAUAUGUUUCUAUAAGACCCUCCUGCCUUCUCCCCAGAACACCUGACACUCGUACUAAUCAAGAAUCUAUCUAUCUCUGCCGUUAAAAUAUCAAUUGAUUUGGCCUCCACAGCUGUCUGUGGCAAUGAAUUCCACUUGUUGUUUAUCAUGAAGGGGUGAAAAUCCAUUUGGUUUCGUAUUUGCCGAUUGCCUGGUACGUUUAUGUCAGUUGUCUGGUAGGUUUAUGUGAAGACUGGAUCCAAACACUGCUAGCAUGUGCUGCAAAUGUUGCCAGUGCCGAUAUGCAUGGGCAGCUUGGCUCUUGGGUAAAGCCAUGCCUGAUGGCAAUUGGUGCUUGACAGGAUCCGGUGAUUCCUGGUCGGGCAGCGUCUCUGGUGGAUGUGGACAGUCAAUGUUCUGUGUUGCACCAUCUCUAGCACUUUGUGUUCAACGGGAAGAUUCCAGCAUCCUUGGUUUGUUUGUUUUUUUGUUUUAGUCAGGAUUUGAUGGUUGCAACAUCAACCUACUACUCAGUCUUGUGGGAGGAGAUUGCCUUAAAUGCUGGAAGAUAGACACAAAAGGCUAGGAGUAACUCGGCGAGACAGGCAGCAUCUCUGGAGAGAAGGAAUGGGUGACGUUUUGGGUCGAGGCCCUUCAGACAAUGCAAAAUUUGCCUGGUUAGAGUUGGAUAUUCAGGAGGUGGGCAGGAAGGCAAAGGGUCAGUCUGAGGAAGGGUCUCGACCCGAAACGUCACCCAUUCCUUCUCGCCAGAGAUGCUGCCUAUCCCGCUGAGUUACUCCAGCAUUUGAUGUCUAUCUUCGAUGUAAACCAGCAUCUGCAUGUCCGUCCUGCACAAAGGAUCAGUUGUUUAAGAAGGAACUGCAGAUGUUGGAAUAAUCGAAGGUAGACAAAAAAAAAAUUUGGAGAGUGGAGGAGAACUUCUUCAAAGGAUCGGUUGAUUGUUUUAACUGAUUCAAGAAACCGAUUUAGUUUCUUGCAUCAUUUCCGUAGAUGUCAGCGAUUCUUUUUGCUGCUGAGCUCCCUGCCGCAUGAAGAUACAAAUUGUAUUUAUGUUAUACAGUUUCUCAUCCAUCUUUGGAUAGCAAAAUGGGCAGUCGCUUGCAGGGAAUUACGUUCAUAUACAGUUGUCAACCAAUUUUUUGCAUUUGCUUCUCGACUGUGCUCGGGUUUGUUUGAUCAUGUAAAGCCAAUAGGCAAUAGGUGGUCUUCCUCUAGUACGUCUUUGAGGAAGGACAUCCCAAGCAUGUACGGGUUUGUUGGUGAAGUGCAUUUAGUAAAAUGCCCCUAGUGUGUAGGGAGUGGAUGAGAAAGUGUGAGUGGGUGAUCGAUGAUGGGAGUGCACUAAUUGGACCGAAGGACCUGUUUCAUUUGCUGUAGACAAUAGACUAUAGGUGCAGGAGUAGGCCAUUCGGCCCUUCGAGCCAGCUGUGAUUCCCAAUCAGUACCCCUAUCCUGCCUUCUUCCCAUAUAUCUUUAUCAGCUCUAUCUGUUGUGUAUUUGGGUGCUUGGAACAGACUUAAAAUAACACUCGGACAUGGGAGUACACUAACAAGCUUCUUUAUUCCACGACGCCACCUUCAGUCUUGCACAAGACAUCACAUAUGCUAAUUAUAUCACAUACCUAACACUCCUCCCCCUUUAACUUGGAGGCAGGUAACACCAUUUCUAUUACAUGCACCACACUCCUCCCCUUUAAACUCAAUUUCACCUGCACGGUAUAUGCUCUUUACUUAACAUAUCAUUGAUUAAUACACUUGCACAAUUGUAUUAUUACAGUCAUCUUACAAUACAUCCUCAUAACUGUAAUAAUCCUAUCUAAACCAGCACAUUUGUACUCCUCCACCAGGCUUGAGACUGGCAAUGAGAGGGCUCCAUUCUUAUACAAUACAAUACAAUUUACUUGUCACUUGAACCUCAUAGAGGCUCAAAUGAAAUGUUGUUUCUGCAGUCAUACACACAAGAAAAAAAGACCCAAGACACAACACAAUUUACACAGACAUCCAUCACAGCGCAUCUCCUCCUCGCUGUGAUGGAAGGCAAAAAAACGUAUCUCUCCCCUGCACUCCCCAUUCCCCUCCCGAUGUCGGAGUCAAAGCCCCCCGGCGGGCGAUGGCAAUUGUCCCACGGCCAUUAACGCCGGGUCUUGUUGUUAGAGCCCCCGGAGGGCGCUAGCAAAGUC